Pisolithus orientalis is the source of this 1350-nucleotide messenger RNA. RefSeq names its product Nin one binding Zn-ribbon like-domain-containing protein. The transcript is spliced from 4 exons. Gene Ontology annotation, biological process: maturation of SSU-rRNA; ribosomal small subunit biogenesis. The record is from RefSeq and is a predicted model, not a curated record. Bases 1 to 1350 code for a protein of 449 amino acids. NCBI's taxonomy places the organism in Eukaryota, Fungi, Basidiomycota, Agaricomycetes, Boletales, Pisolithaceae. Gene Ontology annotation, cellular component: preribosome, small subunit precursor. Gene Ontology annotation, molecular function: RNA endonuclease activity.
AUGGCGGAAGGCAAUAAACGAUGCAAGUAUCUGGUCCUCGACUCUGGACCACUGCUAUCACUAUCACCACUACGGGGUUUGGCAGAUACAUACCUGACAGUCCCACAAGUUCUGGAUGAGUUAAAGGAUAAACGUGCACGCGAGCAUUUUGAACAACUAGGGCUUUCAGCUGGCGUCCAAGUCAGCGUCACAAAUCCAGCUGCCGCAUCAUUGUCUCAAGUUAUACAUUUUGCAAAAAAGACCGGUGACUAUGCGGUGCUUUCGCAUGCGGAUAUCUGUGUGUUGGCAUUGACCCACACUCUUCACGAGCAAGAAAAGGCUUCGCGAGAUACUCCGCAGGAGGCAAGUAAAGAUCAUUCGUCAACGUCUUCACCAGCGCAGCCAGUCGGGUCAUCGGAGAGUUCUGAAACAAACGAGCAAAUUCCAUCCUCUGAUCCUUCCCAUGUUCUCCAAAACGACUUUUUCGACAUUCCCCAUCCUAGUGGUAUCGGUACCAACGUGGAAGGCCAAGUGGAAGGAGAGGAUUCUGCCUCCCUACCUCCAUCUUCGGACGACGAAGCAACACCAUCCGACAGUGAACCAUUAUAUGCCGACCCGUCUUCCGAAGAUGAUGAUGAAGGCGAAUGGAUAACUCCUGGUAACGUAGAGUUGCACAAGGCUCGUGCACUACAUCUUCUUCCGUCAGAAGAGAAAAGCAAGAAAGACAAGAGGCCGAAACAGCAUUCAGCAGUGGGCUGCAUGACGGCUGAUUUUGCCAUGCAGAAUGUCUUAUUACAGAUGGGUUUGCACCUAAUAAGUACAGAUGGCAGAAGAAUACAAAAAGUCAAAAGCUGGGUGCUCCGUUGUCAUGCGUGUUUCAAAAUCUGCAAGGACAACUCUAAGCAGUUCUGUCCAUCCUGUGGAAAUCCUACGCUGAUAAGGACGUCUGUCACGGUUUCCUCUCCGAAUGCCGAUGGUGGUGCCCCUGUCAUGGAAGUCCAUCUCAAGAAAAACUUCCAAUACCGAGUUCGAGGAACAAAAUACCCCAUACCUGCACCGAAACCCGGUUCUGCUAAGACAGGCACUGGCGAAGGUCUCAUCCUUCGAGAGGAUCAAAUAGAAUAUAUGCGAGCAAAGAAACGAGAACAAGGGAAGAGGGAGAGGGAAGAACAGCGUAUGAUUAAAAGUCUCGUGGAGUCGGACGGGAAAAGUGGUGUCGCUGUAGGCAGUUGGGCUGAUCCUGAUUGGAUCCCGGACAUCCUUAGCGGUACGCGCAGCAAGUCGCGGUCGACACAGUCCGGGCGUCCGGAUGGCAUGCCACGCAUCGGAUACGGCAGGAAAAACCCUAAUGAGAAGAAGAAGAAAAGGUAG